AUGAGUUUUUAUGAAGAUAUACACAGAUUAUAUGGGGCAGGGACAGCCAACUGCCUCAAAAAAUGGGCCAUUUCCACAAGAAGAAUUGCGAUGUGUACGACAAGAAGAAAUUUCCUGCUGACUUGCAGAUCACGCGGAUUGAGACCACGACAUAUAGUGCAGAAUAUUAAGUGCAUAACCAAUUUGUUAGGUUCGGGAACAAGUGAGGACAGAACAGUGGCGGACUUUAGUAACAAGGUAUCGUCCAAAUUGUUAAAUCUAGAAAUUACCAUCACUAUAAAAAGACUGAGGUUUUUACAUGCUGAAUUGAACACUGUCAUGGCCCAGGCAAAGGAAUUGGUUCCUCCUGGUGUUUUCAACAAAUUUACGUCUACACAGAAUAGAUAUUACAAUAGAAUCUUUGUCACCAAUGCUAACUCUCUCAACGUUAAGUUGAAUAAUCUUACAACCCAUAAAGUCAAGUCCCUAAAAGUCCAACCAGGGUGGUUCAGGAAUCUUACUGAUUAUGUUUUCCCCCCUGACAUUUGUAGCAUGUUGUCCUUGGGCCCUAAAUUCGCCCAUGUAGCCGUACCUGGAAGGAAUAUUUCUAUCAAGACAAUUCUCAGUGAUGUGGAGUACAUAAUAAAGAUUGCACCUGAAGAAUGUCAGGAUAUUCUGAGAGCCAAAUGCACUAAUUCUAUCACCAACCACUUCCAUUCUUCCCUUGUCGGCAGAAGUUAUGAACUGGGUCUUUUCUACAGGACUAGGACCUUCAUAAAGCAGCACCAUGACCUGCUCAUUACUUCAGCAGAUAAGGGUAAUGUCACAGUAGCUAUAAAAAAAGAGGCAUACAAAGAAAAGCUUCUGCAUCUUCUAGAUGACCCCAUUACCUACAAGGUGCUUCAAUCUGAUCCAACAUCAAAAUACCAAACUUCCAAUAACAAAUUGGUGAAGGAACUGAAGACAAGUGGUUUCAUUGAUCCUGUGGUAGCAAGAAAAUUGACAACUUACAAAGGGAUAGCUCCCAGAAUAUAUGGAUUACCUAAAAUCCACAAAGAUGAUAUUCCACUUCGACCCAUUGUCUCCACAAUAAAUUCCCCCACAUCGGCACUGGAUGAGUAUGUGACUGGUAUAUUGUCGACAGCUUUCAGAGACUAUCACACCUUUGCUGUCAGUGACUCCUUCCAGUUUUCCAUCCUUGUAAAUAACUGUAGUAUACCGCAGAACUAUGUGGUCUGUUCCUUAGAUGCAGUAAGCCUCUUCACUAACAUUUCGUGGGAGAUCACUUGUUCGAUCAUCAUGGACGAGUGGGAUAUGAUAUCACCCCACACAACGAUGCCCCAAGCAAAGUUCAUCCAAGUCUUGAAGUUUCUUUCAGAUACCAACUAUUUUCUGUAUGAUGGCAUAUAUUACUCACAGCUUUUUGGAAUACCAAUGGGCACAAGGAGAGGUCCUGUUCUUGCUGCAGUUGUAAUGUCUACCUUACUACGCAAAAAGGUUCCUGCCUUGUCCUUUCAACCACACUUUCUGUGUCAGUAUGUGGAUGACCUCAUAAUGGCAAUACCAGAGGAUGGCGUUGAAGAAGUUCUGAGCAGUUUCAACUGCUUCGAUGAACACAUCAAAUUCACGGUUGAACUUGAAAACGAGAGAUCGGUCCCCUUUUUGGAUACACUGGUCACUAGAGAUGAAAACAAUGUGAUCAAGUUGGAUUGGUAUCUAAAGCCAACCAGUUCUGGAAGAUACAUACACAAGGCCUCAAAUCACGACUGGGGAAUGAAGGUGAACACCAUUGUUGGUAUGAGAGAUCGAAUUACUCAUCCAGAGUUUACCCAUGCUGCCCAUAGGAGAUUGUCUAACAUCCUGACUGACAAUGGUUAUCAAAGAAGUUUGGUAAAUAAAUUGAUUUUCAGCUCACCUGCCUCCACACCCACGCCUGCACAACAACCGCAGGUAGAGGUACAAACAAAUGAACAGAUAGCGCAUCCACCACAAAGAGGAGACCUUGCUGAUGAAGGAGGUUCGGAGGCAGUCACUGUAUCGAUGGAACCUCAAAUAAGAUAUACCUCCCUACCUUUUGUGCCCAAACUCACCCAUAAGCUCUCAAACAUUUUGUCAAUCAUCCCUGACAUAAAGAUUGCAAAGUAUAAUGUCUUCCCAAACAGAUUACUUUUCUCAAAUCUCAAGGACUCCAUUCCGCUCAUGUAUAAGAGUAACGUUGUUUAUGCCAUUGAUUGUGGAGAUUGCAAUGGCACCUAUGUCGGUCAGACAACUCAGAUUCUCAAGAAUCGGAUAGCCCUUCACAAGAGUGAUACACGGUUGCACCCUGAGAGAUGUGCUCUAGCGUUGCAUGCGAACAGAUUGAAUCAUUGUUUCAAUUUUGAUGAUGCAAGGGUCUUGACUACCGUCACCAACUACGAAAAAAAAAUUUUCAUAGAAAUGUGCCAUAUAAAUAACUGCGAUAAUAGUGUGAAUAAGAAGACAGAUGUCGGCAACCUCAGCAGAAUUUACAGUUAUCUCCUUGAAUUGGACAGAGUCAGCUCAAGUCCGGAUCUUGUACGUACAGAGGACGUUCCAGUCACCUGA
Messenger RNA from Coccinella septempunctata (seven-spotted ladybird), 2562 nucleotides. RefSeq lists its product as uncharacterized. The transcript has a single exon. The record is from RefSeq and is a predicted model, not a curated record. Lineage: Eukaryota; Metazoa; Arthropoda; Insecta; Coleoptera; Coccinellidae. The coding region runs from base 1 to 2562 and encodes 853 amino acids.